Messenger RNA from Brassicogethes aeneus, 1648 nucleotides. The record is from the annotation of a GenBank genome assembly. NCBI's taxonomy places the organism in Eukaryota, Metazoa, Arthropoda, Insecta, Coleoptera, Nitidulidae.
ACGUUAGCAUAACAAAAUAAUGUAAAUGUCAAAAUUGUCAGCAAUGCAAAUAUUCAAUACGCAUUUAAAUAUAAUGUUAAAUUAAGGAAUAAAGCAAUGGGUAACGCAGGGAGUGGUAGCGGGCAAAGGGAACGGCAAAAAUUGGGGGAAACGGUGCCGUCUUCGCCUUCAAAGGAAGGACAGGCGUUCACAUUUGACAAAAAACCUGACAAAAUUCAAUUUCAAGGUUCCCAAGAGGACGAGGAGCCCUAUUUCACGAAACCUGUGAACAAUGUCGAGACCAGGAGGCCCAGAGCAAACACUGGAAUAAAAGAGCCAUCCGCAUUGAGGUUUAAGUUCGAGAGUAUUCAAGUAUUACUUUCAGAGGGGACAACGACGAAAAGUUCGAUUUCAGACAAGACUCCGACAGUAUUUCGAUGGGAGGGCGGCGGGAAAGACGUAAUGAUAAGCGGCACCUUUUCGAAUUGGGAGACGUUACCGAUGGUGAAAAGUCACGGCGAUUUCGUGACGAUCAUCGACUUGCCCGAGGGCGAGCACCAGUACAAGUAUUUCGUCGACGGCGAAUGGAAAAACGACCCGGGCAACAAGACCGUCGAGGACACGCCCGGCCUGAAGAACAACAUGAUUUCCGUGAAAAAAUCGGACUUCGAGGUUUUCCAGGCGCUGGAUAAGGACAGUGAGAAUGCCACCAGCGAUGCGCAGAAGGAGUUCGGCCAGGAAGUCCCUCCCAACAAUAAACCUUGGGAGAAAGUCUCCGGGCCCCCCAUUUUACCGCCCCACUUGCUUCAAGUCAUCCUCAACAAAGAUACGCCUCUAUCUUGUGAGCCCACUCUAUUGCCAGAACCAAACCACGUAAUGUUAAACCAUCUAUAUGCACUCUCCAUUAAAGAUGGAGUUAUGGUUUUAAGUGCCACCCAUAGAUACCGCAAAAAGUAUGUGACCACCUUAUUAUAUAAGCCUAUUUAAUAAUAAUAAUAUAAAUCCUAAUUAUAUUUAUUAUUUUUAUUACUAGUGUUAGUUGGCGGAACAUUAACAAUUUGUGAUUAUUUUAUUGUAAAUACUACUAAUUUUAUAUUUGAAAAACCUGCAGUUUUAGUUUUUAUUAAAUUUUAUGCUAAAAUAAAUGUAUUAAUUUCGAGUUUUUAGUCUUUAUCAACCUCUUAUACAUACAAAAAAACAUCAUCUUAUUUUCAUCAUUUUAUUACAAAAUCCAUCACAAAAUUAUAGCUAAUAUCUUCUCUUCUGUGUGCUUAUGUAGAGAACGUUGUUUCCACGAAUAAAAGCAUCCCCAAAUUUGUUUUUUAACUGUCCAUUCACGUACUCUUCAGUCUGUUCGAGGGCUAUGUUCAUGUAUCCAUCCAAACAAGCCAGAACUCCUCUGUAAUCCACGCCACUGUUUAAUUUUACCACGACCGGUCUGGCGUGAAUUUGCUGGAUGAACGAGGAAAGCGCUUCUUUUCUGCUCAUUUUUAUGUUCGAUUUGUCUUACACACAAAUAUCUGACAGUUGUGCUUAGUUUUGAGGUUAGAAUUCGUUGAUGUGCAGGUUAGCCAACGUGAUAGAUCUAAGCGGGAAAUUUGAAACUUUGCGAAUAUUUAGAAAUCUUGAUGAAAAUCAGUAUUUAAAACAUUACUAAAACUUCCACAUU